GUAUACGGCAAUGCUGUAUUGUAACCCACCUGUGUCAAUGUCAGUUUCUCCUGCCGGCGAUUUAAUUGAUGAGGGCCUUCUCUCAAACUGUCAAGAUGGCCAGUGGGGUGGCCAUCCCAUAGCGCUGCCACUGCAUGUUCACGCAGCAGAACGUUUCAGUCAGCUUGUGAGGAUUCCGCUGUGGGAACAAGUCGGUGGGAGCCAUUCAGGAUGAUCGUGGCUUUUCUUGUCUUGUGUGUACUGCACGGUGCAGCCAAGUGCUCAGCUCAUAAAGGUGCGCGUGCAGCCACGGGGUCUCAGUCAGUGACGCUGCAGCCUUGGUUGACGGGCCUGACAGCCGUGGUGGUCUUCCUCUUCAUUGUCUUCAUCCUUCUCAUCAUUAAACGACUGCUCAAGAAGAACAGGCCAGAGGAAAAUGAGCAGGAGGACAUGUUUGGAUAUGAGAACAAGGUUGUGGAGAUGGACGACGAUGAUAUGAAAGAAACCCACUUUUAGGACCUGUUGUUGUGACCUGACUGAUAUUACAUCUCAUCAUUGCUGAGACUUUUAUUGUGACGAGCUUUAAUUUAUAAACAAUUCAUGCUGAUUAAUAUGUCACCCUCAUGUCUGGCCUGUCUGUCAUGAACUGCACUAUACAGUACGUACAUAGAGUGAUCCUGGAAAGUAUUGACAGCAUUUUGUGGUGUGACAGCCUAAUUCCAACAUGGAUUACAUUUAUUUCCUCAAAAUUCAAAACCCUGUCAUGACAACAUUUCUGUGGUAGUUUUUGCCAGAACUUAGACAUCACAUGUUAAUAAGUAUUCCCAGCCUGUUUCUACUCAACAUUCUUGAGAUGUUUCUACAGCUUAAUAGGAGUCCACCUGGAGUAAACUCAGUUGCCUGGACAUGAUUUGAAAAGGGACACAUCUGUCAA
This is a messenger RNA of Doryrhamphus excisus (bluestripe pipefish), 913 nucleotides long. NCBI's taxonomy places the organism in Eukaryota, Metazoa, Chordata, Actinopteri, Syngnathiformes, Syngnathidae. The record is from RefSeq and is a predicted model, not a curated record.